Messenger RNA from Paramecium pentaurelia, 663 nucleotides. The record is from the annotation of a GenBank genome assembly. Lineage: Eukaryota; Ciliophora; Oligohymenophorea; Peniculida; Parameciidae.
GAUGUCUAUUGUAACCAGAUUUGCUUCUUAUUUCAUCAAAAGUAGAGUGAUUAAUUACUCAUGUAUAUAUUGAUUAUGAUCAAUCCAUUAAUAGUAUAAGUUGAUAGGAUUAUGACUGAAAUGUGUAAGGCUGGAUUUCAAGACCCAGAAGAAGGAUUCUUAGAAAGAGAUCCUAUGACAUAUUAUGAAUGCAGAUUUUAUUCUCACAUUGCUAGAAAUUGGAAUCCUAAACUGGAAUCUUUGUAAUUUAUAAUAUCUAAAUCUUAGUGAAGUGAAUUAGUAUGAACUAGCAAAAUAGAAAUUUGUAUAAUUUGAAAAUUUAUACUCAUUCAUCUUAGAUUUACAUAGAUUGACUUGGGAAUAUAGAUCACUAUAUUUGGAAUUGACUAAAGAAAUUGCAACACACAAUACUUGGUUUAGAAGUGAAUACACAACAUUUACAUAUGAGUAUCAUUUAGAAGAGGCUAUAAAUAAAUAUAUUGACCUCUUAAAUUAAUUAAAGGAUUAUCCUUUAUGGUAAGAAAGAGUUAAGGAAGAGAUUGGAUAUUAUUUGCAUCUUAUUUAUAAUUCUACAACACAUUCCAGUUAAACUAAAGAAUUAUUUGCUAAAUUUGUAAUCUUUCAUUUCUAUAUUUAGGAUAAAUUAUAUUUCUUUAAAUGAUA